AUGUCGAACGACGACGAUGCGGAGACGCAGGACGUCGAUGAAGAAUUUCUCGCGCUCGUGCGUCGCGCGCGAGCCGUCGCCGCGGUCGCCGCGGCGGACGUCGCGGACGCCGAACGCCUGAGCGAAGCGGAGGACAAAUGGGGCCAAGCCAUCACGCGGGACGGGCGGAAGUAUUACUACGAUAAGGAGAACAGGGCGACGGUGCAGUGGGAGCGACCGCGCGCGCUCAAGGGGACGCGCCGCGUCGUCGCGCGGGCGUACGAGACGCAUAAACCGACGCUCCCGGCGCCGUGGAGGGAGCUCCCGAGCGAGACGGAGGGUAAGAUUCCGUAUUAUUGGAACGUCGAGACGGGCGAGGUGCGAUGGGAGCGUCCGAGGUGCGUCGGGGCGGUCGACGCGGUCGUCGCCUCGUGA
Ostreococcus tauri is the source of this 414-nucleotide messenger RNA. RefSeq names its product WW domain. The transcript has a single exon. Gene Ontology annotation, molecular function: protein binding. The record is from RefSeq and is a predicted model, not a curated record. NCBI's taxonomy places the organism in Eukaryota, Viridiplantae, Chlorophyta, Mamiellophyceae, Mamiellales, Bathycoccaceae. The coding region runs from base 1 to 414 and encodes 137 amino acids.